Molecule: messenger RNA, 872 nt
Organism: Perkinsus marinus ATCC 50983
Lineage: Eukaryota; Perkinsozoa; Perkinsida; Perkinsidae
Product: heat shock 40 kDa protein, putative
Exons: 8
Cellular component (GO): cytosol
Molecular function (GO): protein-folding chaperone binding
Source: RefSeq, a predicted model, not a curated record
AUCAAUACGGAGAGGAAGGCUUUAAGGGUGGUGCUCCAGGUGGCCCUGGUCCAUCACAACCUGAUGCCCAAGGUUACUACACUACUGGAAACUUCCAGGGUGCUCCUCAUGGUUUCCAUUAUACCUUCUCACGUGAUCCCAAUGAUAUGUUUGCCCAGUUCUUUAAGGAAAGUGUCCAUCGAACUAAUAGUUUUGGGGAAACACCAUUUGGUAACGAUACCUUUGCUGAGCUAUUCUCAGGUCUAGGUGGUGGUGGUGGAGCUGGUCGAGGCCAGCCUGGUAAUGAUGCAUCGAGCACUAUGGGCAAGAAGAGAGCUGUCGAAUUCGACCUCAACUGCUCACUAGAAGACUUGUUCCACGGCACUGUGAAGAAGAUGAAGGUACGCCGUGUAAGCCGAACUGUCCAACGACCUGAUGAGAAAACAUUAGAGGUGCCAAUCAAAGCUGGUUGGAAGCCUGGUACUCGUGUUACCUUUGCUGGGGAAGGGGAUGAGAUCGGCAAUUCUGGUAGAUGUCAAGAUAUCGUAUUCAUCAUUCGUGAGAAGAAACAUCCAAUGUUUACUAGGGAUGGCUCCAACUUACUCUUCAACGCUAGUAUAACUCUAAAAGAAGCUCUCUGUGGGUUUGAACUCCAUGUACCGUCUAUUGAGGGUGACAAGGCGAUUAGGGUUCGUAUCGAUCAAGUGGUGACACCAGGAUUCACUAGAGUGAUAAGAGGAGCUGGUAUGCCUAUAUCCAAACAACCUGGUCAACGUGGGGAUCUUGUUGUUACCUUUGAUAUCGUAUUCCCUAAGACCUUAUCAUCACAACAGAAAGAGAUACUCAGGAAGACACUGUAAUUCUCCCUAUAGAUAAUAAUAAUGAUUCCUGUU